CAGUCUAGCUUCACCUAGACAGGCGUGCGGUUUCAUUAGCUGACGUCGUGUUCAAACAAAUUGAGCGAAACUCCGCAACUUUUUCAUUUGCCGACUCAACGCUAACACAUCUGUAUGGGCCGCAAUCUUCAUAAAUCUCAACCAAUCGAAUGAUUAAAGAUGAAUAUGAAAUUGAAGAGGAAGAUUAAAAAGCUGGUGAUCCCGAUACAAAUAGAAGUGAAAUAAAUUUCAACAGAGACAAAUGUAACAGGAUUAAACAUGCACCGUGAAUUAGUGUGCGUGCUGACCGCAGGGUUGGCGCUGCAGAUAAUUGGUGCCUCGACGCUGAUGUGUCCAAGUGACCCUAACUGCGUUUGCGGCGGCACGCUCGCUGUCGAACUCAAUUGCAACAUCGAUGGUCGGAUAGUAAAAAUCAAUUUACUUCCUAAUACAUACUUGAAUAUAAAAUGCGAGAAUUCAACAAGUCUCGACUACAAUAAACUACCUAAAUGUGCCAAUGACAUCAAUUCAUUUAAAUCUGUCAGUUUCAAAGACUGCCCAAUACCUACUUCGUCAUUUAAAGAUGUUUUGACUAGUUUGGGUGUUACGAAGACAAUGGCACUUAUAUUUCAAAAUGCAAAAAAUCUUUCCGGGUAUUUCGAUAGAAAACAUUUUGCAGGAUUACAAGAUUUAACUAAAUUACUACUAUCUGUUAAUGGAAUUACUCGAUUACCAGAUAAUUUAUUUACUGAUAUUAAUAAAUUGACUUGGUUAAAUAUAAGAUCAAAUAGUAUAAAUCUUACUGAAGAAUUAUUUAAGCCGCUUGAAAGGCUGGAGACUUUAGAAAUUAGUCACAAUCACAUGACUAAUAUUUCAUCAAAUUUGUUUUCUCACUUAACUUUGUUGAGAAAACUAUCAUUGUGGCAGAGUAACGUAACUUGGUUCUCUGAGGACUUCUUCACUGGGGUUGAUGUCCUUGAAGAGUUAGACUUGAGUUCGAAUGGCCUUAAUGAGCUUCCGUGGUCGAUAUUCAAACCCCUGAAGAAAUUGAGGAAAUUGACAUUAUUAUCAAACAAGUUUUCGACACUGCCAGAGAAUUUGUUCAGAUACAAUAAUGAGUUGGAAACAGUCGUUAUUUUGAACAACGACGUAAAACUGAAGACACUUCCUAGAUAUUUUUUUGGAAACUUGCGUAAUUUGAAACAGAUAUAUAUACAAAGAUGUGGGCUAGAAUAUAUGCCAUACGAUGUUUUUUCAGACUCUUCUAAUAUAACAAACAUAUCAUUAUCAUAUAACGAAAUAAAAGUUCUCCCUGAACCUGCUUUUAAUGACCAAAUAAAUCUAUUAGAACUUGAUCUUAGUCACAAUAAUUUAACACAGUUGGGAGAAAGGAUUUUUUCGUCUCUAGUACGAUUAGAAAGGCUCGAUUUAUCUUAUAACUCAAUAGUAGAAAUUCCUAGAUCUACUUUUUCGCCGCUGCUUAGUCUCAUUUACCUUAAUAUGGAACACAAUGGAUUGAAAAUACUUCCAAACUAUUUAUUUGUCUACAAUAAACAAAAGAUGUCCAUAACACUGGCUUACAAUCGAUUAAGUUUUGAAGUUCAAGAAGAAGAUGUCAUGCCUGGCGUGUUACACAGGUUGUCUCCGUUUAGCGGUGCUCGUAAUUUGAGACUCUUAAAUUUAAGUCAUAAUGAGUUUAAUCAAUUCUUUUAUGACUGGUGGCUCAACGGCGUUGAUGUAUUGGACAUUAGAUAUAAUAACAUUACAAAUCUUUUGGAUGAAGUCGAACCUUACAAACCUGCAGGCGAAAUGUGGAUUGCUCACAACCCCUUAAAAUGCGAAUGUAAAAACUUUCACUUUAUUGAUUUCGUCACAGGACUGUCUACGAAGAUACCUGAUUUGUCAACGUUUCAAUGCUCGAUUUGGACUAAAGUAUCUUGUUACACGAGAUACACUAUUUUCAUCAUCAUUAUAAUAAUUUUGGUAUCCCUAUACUUAGUGAUGAUAGUAUUAUUUAUAUUCUACAGAAAGAAUAUAAAAUUGGCCAUAAAAAGAAAACUUUGGAAAAGUAAAAAUAAAAAUUCCAAGCCUGCCCGCAAGGUUAAAACCGGUAUAAUGGUAAAUUUCUGUGAAAAUGAUGAGGAGUUCAUUUUGAAAGAUUUUGUUCCACAAUUAAAAAGCCAAAAUUUUAACUUAUUUAUACAUCCAGUGCAAAAUGAGAUACCUAUAUAUGUAAGAAAAUCAGGCCGACGUGUCAAAGAUAUUUGUACUCGCAAAGACGAUGGUGCUCUUAAAUAUGAUACAACUCUUGUUGUGUUUUCCCCCAACUACUUAAUGACAGCUUACAAAAAUGUGGACAUUAAGAAAAUUCAUGGGGAAAUGUUGAAAGCUAAAGAUACAAUUUACAUCUUCGUCGAUAUUGGUCCAGAGAACUCGAUAUAUGCUUUCUUAAAGGAUCAAAGGGAUAUAAACACGUCGGUUUUAUGGAGUGACGUUGACUUUUGGAAGAAAAUUAUAGACAUGCUAUCCGUCGAUCACGAUUUGGGGGUUGUUUCAGCUGCCGAGAAAGACGAUAUUAAAACGCCAGUAAAGUUAAAGAUAUCUAAGGCAAAAUGUCCGCGGAAUAUUUCGUUUUCCAAAUUACCUGACUGGUCUACUCAGUACAAUGUAAACCCAAUUGCGCACAGUCACGUUUAGUUACAUUGUACGAUAAUUUAGUGAGGUAAAGACUGAUUCCAUCACAAUCAAUAGUAAAUCUCACAUAUUUACAGUGGUUUUGAUUUGUCUAAUAUGAUCUUGUGUAUAUUUAAUUCAAUUUUGCAAGCAUACACAUGUAUUUUUUAAUAUUGCGAAAUUUUAUCUAUAAAAUGGUAAAAAUGAAGGAAGUAAACAUCAGGCAAAAUUUGUUAACAUUCAUGUUUACUUGUAUUAAAAUGUUACAAAUUCAAUUUUUCUUAGCGUUUUUUAUGCACAAGG
This is a messenger RNA of Amyelois transitella, 2955 nucleotides long. RefSeq names its product protein toll. The record is from RefSeq and is a predicted model, not a curated record. The coding region runs from base 259 to 2676 and encodes 805 amino acids. NCBI's taxonomy places the organism in Eukaryota, Metazoa, Arthropoda, Insecta, Lepidoptera, Pyralidae. The transcript is spliced from 7 exons. Gene Ontology annotation, molecular function: protein binding.